AUGUCUUUAGCUUGGAAGCUUUUCUUUAUAAUAUUGGGAUAUCUCAUUAAUAAUAUGCGUCCAGACAUCACAGACAAGGAGAACCGUCUACAAACGUUAUCAAUGGAAAAACUGUUGGCUCAGUACGAUUACGUGAUAAUUGGCGGAGGAUCAGCAGGAGCUGUGUUAGCAAGCCGAUUGUCAGAGGACGAAAAUUGCACCAUUCUUCUGCUCGAAGCUGGCGUCGAUGAAAUUCCUUUAUCCGACAUACCAUCCUCAUAUCAUAUAUUACAGCGUACGUAUCUGGAUUGGGAUUUCAAAACGGAAUCGUCGUCCAAUUAUUGCUUGGCGAUGCAUAAUCAUCAAUGUAGGUGGCCACGUGGUAAGGUGUUAGGUGGUAGCAGUGUAUUGAAUGGGAUGAUUUACAUUCGCGGUAACAAAAGGGACUAUGAUUCUUGGGCGGCUCUUGGUAAUGUGGGAUGGGAUUACGAGAGCGUUCUGCCGUAUUUCAAGAAGUCAGAAGAUGCUAGAGUCGAGGAACUCGCCGACUCGCCUUAUCAUAAAAAAAAUGGAUACUUGACGGUGGAAUAUUUCAAGUACAAUCCACCAAUAGUCGAUUAUAUUGUUCACUCCGGCGAAGAGUUAGGAUACAAAGUGCACGAUGUAAAUGGUGCAAAUCAAACUGGUUUUACGUAUUCUUUUGGUACUUUGAGGGAUGGAUUAAGAUGCAGCACUGCUAAAGCUUAUCUCCGACCCAUUUCAAAGAGAAAGAAUCUACACGUCAGCUUGGAAUCGUUCGUGGAAAAAAUACUAGUGAAAAAAGAUGAUAAGUCGAAGGUGGCGCAUGGGGUGCUAUUCCGCAAGGGUAAAAGACGUUUCGUAGUUGGCGCGAAACGCGAAGUGAUUCUCUCUGCAGGUGCGAUACAGUCGCCGAAAUUAUUGAUGCUAUCGGGAAUUGGGAUGAAGCAUCAUCUCGAGAAAAUGAACAUAUCUGUGGUGUAUCAUGCACCCGGUGUAGGACAAAAUCUUCAAGAUCAUGUGGGGAUGGGCGGGAUAAUCUAUAUCAUCGAUCCUCCGCACAACAUACCAGAACGGAACAAAUUCAGUAUGAAACGAUCUGAAGUUAGAAAAUUGAGAAACAUCCGAAAAAUGUUGUUGAACAAUUCUAGUCCUCUCUACACGACAGCAUACAGUGCUGGAAUGGCGUUUUUCAAUACAAAAUAUGCAGACAGGAUCGAUUAUCCGGACGUACAGCUGAUGUUCUCGGCUUUCUCAGAUUAUGGAAUUCUCGCAGCAAAUUUAUAUGGGGUUGAGUCAAGCACCGUCACUGGAUUGUAUGAAAAUAUCACAGAAGAUACUCAAGCUUUCGGAAUUUUUCCGAUUCUUUUAAGACCACGCAGCAGAGGCUUCGUCGAGCUAAAAUCAGCUGAUCCGGAUGAAGCUCCCGCUAUUGUUCCAAAUUAUUUCGAGGACUCACGUGAUCUCCAAGUUCUAGUAGAAAGCGUGAGAUUUAUGGAAAGGAUGAGACGUACUCGUCUUAUGCAGAAGUUAAAUGCUCGACCAAAUCCAAAUCUGAUACCAGGAUGUUCGCAGUUUGAUAGCUCGUCAGACAAAUAUUGGGCUUGCUACGCACGUCAUUUCACAUCGACAGUAUAUCAUCCGGUUGGUACCUGUAAGAUGGGCCUCGCCAGCGAUUUCUACGCCGUCGUUGAUGCUAGAUUAAGAGUUCAUGGGAUCGCAAAGCUACGAGUGAUCGACGCUUCGAUCAUGCCGCAUAUAGUUUCAGGGAAUAUUAACGCACCAACGAUUAUGAUUGCAGAGAAAGGUGCUGAUAUGAUAAAGGAAGAUUGGCAAUCCUGAUUCGACACAUGCUAAAGAUUGCGUUUCGCAAACGAUCGAUGCAGGCUAUCGCCAUCUUUUAUGUUACUGUAUGUAUGUAUAAUCGGUACAUUUGUAAUA
Mycetomoellerius zeteki is the source of this 1938-nucleotide messenger RNA. Its product is annotated as glucose dehydrogenase [FAD, quinone]. The coding region runs from base 1 to 1839 and encodes 612 amino acids. The record is from RefSeq and is a predicted model, not a curated record. The transcript has 5 exons. NCBI's taxonomy places the organism in Eukaryota, Metazoa, Arthropoda, Insecta, Hymenoptera, Formicidae. Gene Ontology annotation, molecular function: flavin adenine dinucleotide binding; oxidoreductase activity, acting on CH-OH group of donors.